GCGUGGCUCAAGCUCCGGGCCGGAAGCAGGAGGCUGCAGGGGCGGGCCGGCUGGCGUCCCCUUUCCGGCUGGUCCCCAUGGAGGCGCUAGGGAAGCUCAAGCAGUUCGAUGCCUACCCCAAGACUCUGGAGGACUUCCGGGUCAAGACCUGCGGGGGCGCCACGGUGACCAUUGUCAGUGGCCUUCUCAUGCUGCUACUGUUUCUGUCCGAGCUUCAGUAUUACCUCACCACUGAGGUGCAUCCUGAACUCUACGUGGACAAGUCACGGGGAGACAAACUGAAGAUCAACAUCGACGUAUUUUUUCCGCACAUGCCUUGUGCCUAUCUGAGCAUUGAUGCCAUGGAUGUGGCUGGGGAGCAGCAGCUGGAUGUGGAACACAACCUGUUCAAGCAACGGCUGGAUAAGGAUGGCAUCCCCGUGAGCUCAGAGGCAGAGCGUCAUGAGCUUGGGAAAGUCGAGGUAAAGGUGUUUGACCCUGACUCCCUGGACCCUGAUCGCUGUGAGAGCUGCUAUGGUGCCGAGACUGAAGACAUCAAGUGCUGUAACACCUGUGAGGAUGUGCGGGAGGCUUAUCGCCGUCGGGGCUGGGCCUUCAAGAACCCAGACACUAUCGAGCAGUGCCGGCGAGAAGGCUUCAGCCAGAAGAUGCAGGAGCAGAAGAAUGAAGGCUGCCAGGUGUAUGGCUUCUUAGAGGUCAACAAGGUGGCUGGAAACUUCCACUUUGCUCCUGGGAAAAGCUUCCAGCAGUCCCAUGUGCACGUACAUGCUGUGGAGAUCCAUGACUUGCAGAGCUUUGGCCUGGACAAUAUCAACAUGACCCACUACAUCCGGCACCUGUCAUUCGGGGAAGACUACCCAGGCAUUGUGAACCCUCUAGACCGCACCAACGUCACUGCACCCCAAGCCUCCAUGAUGUUCCAGUACUUUGUGAAGGUGGUACCUACAGUGUACAUGAAGGUAGACGGGGAGGUGCUGAGGACAAAUCAGUUCUCUGUGACCAGACACGAGAAGGUUGCCAAUGGGCUGAUGGGUGACCAGGGACUUCCCGGAGUCUUUGUGCUCUAUGAGCUCUCGCCCAUGAUGGUGAAGCUGACGGAGAAGCACAGGUCCUUCACCCACUUCCUGACUGGUGUGUGUGCUAUCAUUGGGGGCAUGUUCACAGUGGCUGGACUCAUCGAUUCACUCAUCUACCACUCGGCUCGAGCCAUCCAGAAGAAAAUUGAUCUCGGGAAAACAACAUAGCUGUCUCCUUCCCCUCCGUUGUUCCCUUUCUCUUUGGCCUUGUGGUCAUUUCCCAGCCUUCUCCCCACCCGUCCGACCCCCUCAGAGCGUCGGUCUCAGCACAGGUUGAUAAAUCUAUUGAUUGUGAUAGUACUUGCUGGUCUUCAUGUGCUUCUUGUGUGGCCAGGGCCUGGAAACAAACCCUUUGCACAGCCAUGAACUGAAGGCAAUCAGAACUGACAGAUCGGACCAGAUGCCCUCUGGGAGCCCCAUGUGGACAUCCCCUGGCUAAUUGGGCUUUAUUCAAACAAAACUGAAAUCCACCCCAGUGCCCCAUCCUCAGUACCUCUUCUGCUGUGGUCUUUGGGCCUUUUGGGUUCAGCUCCAGGGUUGAGAUGGACCUUUCCAGUAUGAGCUUCCUGGGGCCACCAUGGCCCACAGGCUCAUGAGUGUCUGACCCCCGUGGUGCUAGGGCCGUGGGUGCAGGCUGGGGCUUGCCACCUCUUCAGUGAUGGCUAAAGCUAGGGCUUCUCCCUGCCACCCUGGGUUCAAUCACCUGAUCCCUCAUCCUCACUGACCAUGGUCUAUGCCAAGCCCCUGCUGACUCCUAGCACUAAGAGGAGUCUAGGCACGUCCUGUACAGUCUUCUAGGAGGAGGCAGAACUGAAAAAUGGAGGGAAGGUAGCAGUGGCCAUUCUGGAGCAAGGCUGGCUUCAGACCCCCAGCUCUGGACCUCAUCAGGGCUUCCCAGUAUAGCCCUUAAUAAGUGUGGAGGACCAGGCCCAACACCACACCAUGCUGCAGGCCAGGGAAGCAGGGACAUUGACAGCUGGUCAGUUCAUCCGAUUGUUUCUCAGGGAGUGUCCGGGUAAGACAGUAGUAGGGGUUCAAGUAGAAAGGACAGGAAGCCAACUAGGGUGAUGAUAGCAAAAUCUCUAGAGGCAGACCUGAGACCCAGCUCUAAUGUGAUCACCCACGAGCUGUGUGACCUUGGACAUGUCUCAUUUAUAAGUUGCAGAUGAUACUGCUGGCUGUAGUGAGCCUUUUUUUUUUUUAAGGUCAGCCAGAAACCAUUCCUGCUUGUUAAUAGUAUCCUGAAUUUCCUCUAGGAACCUCCCUACUUUCUCAGCAUAUGUGUUUGGGAGAAGGUUUGACCUCCCAGGACUAGGAAAGCUUUCUUCUAGGUGUGAACAUGGGGAGAUACAAGGCUGGUGCUGCCAUCCUGCAGCUCCCAGGGGGAACCCUAUGUGCAAAUGAGCUGGCCCCAGAGGACAGCAGAGCUGAGUCCAGAGGCAGAGAACCGGUCCCAGUGACAUCAUUUGAGCCCUGUGACAAGCUGCCAGCUAAACACUGGGAAUUGCAGCUAUGCAAGACACACACACACCCCACCCCCGCCCCCCGCCAAGCCCUUUUUGUUUAAUCCAAUAGGGUUGGGAUUUCUGUUACUUGCAACCAAAAAUGUUCUGGCUGAUAUGCCUGCUCUCAGGGUUGAAGAAUAAACAAGCUAAUGAAGUAUGUAAAGUGCUUAGCUGUCACUAAGUGACCCUGCCAUUAUCAGGAGCAGGAGCAACAGGUGGACUACUUGGCAUGACAGCUUGGUGGCCAAGGUCCUCGGCCUGAGCCCUGAGCUUCCUGCCAGGUCCCAUUCUUCCUAGUGGCAGCCACCCAUCCCCAGCACCUGUUACCCAAGGGCAGCUCUGUUUUCUGCCCCUUGUAUUAUCAUGCACAGCCUAUGUUCAGGUGUCAGAGUGGAGACACAGUCAAGUUCAUUCAAAGAAAGCAGUGAACUCAGUCGUGUUGGUGAGAAGGACCCCCAGAGGUUAUAUGGUUGGUAGGGGAAGAGUGUGCGGGGUCAAUUAGGGUCAGGGGGCUGGUGGAGGGGGCGGAAGAUGACCUGGCUGAUCUGGCCGGGCAUGGUGUAGAAGACCAGGAGAAGGAAGAUGGUGACCAAUGCCAGCAGCAGCAGCAGCACCAGGAUGCGCCAGUACCGGCGCCAGAUGAAGAAGACAAAGGUCUUCAGCGGGUUCACAAACCAGUUGAAGGAGGUUUUAGGGCGGCUGUGGGGACAGAGGUGGUGUCAGAAUGACGAGGAAGCUCCUGGGCCGCCCCCACCUACCUCGGGCUCUGGCCCAGCCUCCUGUGUCGCCCCUCACUUGGGCUUCUCCAAGGGCUCAGGCUCCUUCCGCCCCUUCCCCACUGGCCGCUUCUCUGCCUCCUCCACGGUCAGCAGCUCAAACUCUGCCUCCACCUUCCCCUAGAGAAAGGAGGGAACAGAGGCUGAGCUCUUAGGUGGGCUCAGACCCCACCUCAUACCCCCACCCACCCGGGGCCCUGCCCCGGCCACACCCACCGUGAGGAUGUGGACGCUGCCUCCAGGGUCUGUGAACGCUAGGUCUUCCGGCCGGCCCUUCCUCCUCUUCUUCUGCCUCUUGCCAGCUCGCACCUCCCUCUGCUCCCGAUCCUCAUCCUCUGGCUCCCGCAGCUUCACUACGGGCCACCAGCCCCGCAGGCGGUGGCAGCGAAACAGGUUGCACCUCGGCCCUGCCCCAUCACGGGCCAGGCGCACAGAGCAGAGCUCGGGGCCCCGGGCCCCCCGCACCAUGUCUGGCAGCUGCAGUUCCAAGGAUCCUGCGAGUGCAGAGCUCUCUGGGUUAGGUAGGAGAUCAAGGUCUAUCUGGGCCUGGGGUGGUGGGGAGCCACAGCAGGACUGUGCCUCAGGGCAUCAGGAACUAAGACGUGGUGCGCCACAACUGGGGGCCACACAAGCGCAGCCACAUGUCAGCAGGUUGUCAGACCCUGGUGAAACGACCAAGGAUGGGACCAGACUGCCAAAGUGGGGCCAUGGUUUCAAAAUCCAAAGUGACCUGAGUUCAGGUCAUGUCAGAAGAUUGAGUCAGGGACUUUGGGUGGGAACGGAGGUCAGUAAUGAGGCCAGAAAGGUUAGUGACCUAGGGUCUGAAACCCGGGACUCAGGGUUGGGUUACAAUAGGGAACCAAGGGCCAGGGGGCACUGGCAAUAAGGACAGAAAGUAGGGCCAGGGUUUGAGGUAGGAGGGAGGCAAAGCCCUACCAAGGAAGUCGUUGGCAGAGAUGCGGUCAUAGUCCCAGACCUGCAGGACCAGCACGGCUGGCUGCCGGAACUCAGCCUCCUCCAGGGCGAAGGGUCCAGGCCGGCGCCGGACGCUCACCUCCCGUUCCGUGGGCAGGUAGUCGAAGCGGAACACGAAGCGCCAGUUAAAAUUCCCCUCCCCAGUCAGAGAGUUGAAGUGAACGUCUGUCUCCUGCUUGUCAUGCUCCAGUCCCUUCACCCAGCUGGAGCCAGGAGAGAGGUACAGGCGGAAGAGUAGGCUUCAGCACUGGGGCCAAACCCAGAACCCAGCUCGCCAACCCCCUCCCCCAACCCCUGACCACCGGAGGGUGGGGGGCCCUCCACCAACUUCAGGUGCCAGAGAAGGCCCAGAAGACAGGGCUGUGGCUCAGCCUGAAGCCCAUGCCCCUGACUGCAGUCUCACCUUGGUUCUCAGCCAUUUGCCCGGCCUAGCCUACAGGCUUACCUUUUCACAUAGAUGUCACUUGACAUCUCUCCAGUGAGUGGGUUCACAUCAUCCAGAACCACAUCCUCUGUGUUCCAGAUGAUGACUCUGAGCUCAUAGCUGGGGGAGGUAUCAGAAGAGAGUUUUCAGACUCUUGGGGUCUUGAGAGGGGCUGCAGGAAGCACCUAGGCCAUGGCCAUGACAUUCAUUGAGCACCUCCAUGUGCCCAGCUGGGUGAUCAGGAUGUCUGUGGUACUUACAUGGGCAGUCCCAGCUAUCACUGACCACCCCCACCACAGCAGAUGGCACCAGGAAUGGUCUAUUGACCAAAGCUGGGCCAAGUUUCCCCCAUAAAUUUUGAAUCAGGAUGCUGAAAGGUUGAGUAACGUCAAAUGCCACCACAUUUGGAGUUGGAGCCACCACGAGCCAGGGUGAUGUGCAAGCUGAAGUUUUAGGGCACAGGGAAGAGAAAGCCAGUUUGCAGUGACAAGUGAGAGGGAGAGCUACAGAGUGGGGAUGAGAGCAUGCAGCCCCUGAGUGGCAGAAGGAGGGGCGGCAGCUUUCCUGAUUCUACCCCAGAUAGCCAUGGAUUUUUCUGGGUAUCUGUUGUUUUCUCUUACCCAGCAUCAAUUUCCUCUCGUUUGCUGACGGCACCAUGAUUUUGUGUUGGUGAGCACCCACUACCCUCACCCCUAUGCUGUCAAUCUGUGUGAUUCUGGUGGGGAAGACUCACCUCUACCUGGCUCCAGAGGUGGGUACAUCACCUAGGACAUCACCCAGGGCUAGCCAAUGAGCAGAUUACAGCCCCCUACCCACAAGGGUUAGUUAAGAGACCAGGAUUUGACGCAUGCUGAUCCAAUGAGAGUCAGCCCUGAGACUUCCGCUUUUACUGGCAAACAGGUGUUUGUUUUUCUGCUCAAGUAGUCCAGUUGAUGAGA
Messenger RNA from Acinonyx jubatus (cheetah), 5694 nucleotides. RefSeq names its product ERGIC and golgi 3 (gene ERGIC3). The record is from RefSeq and is a predicted model, not a curated record. Gene Ontology annotation, cellular component: endoplasmic reticulum membrane; Golgi membrane; COPII-coated ER to Golgi transport vesicle. The transcript has 14 exons. The coding region runs from base 78 to 1244 and encodes 388 amino acids. NCBI's taxonomy places the organism in Eukaryota, Metazoa, Chordata, Mammalia, Carnivora, Felidae. Gene Ontology annotation, biological process: endoplasmic reticulum to Golgi vesicle-mediated transport; retrograde vesicle-mediated transport, Golgi to endoplasmic reticulum.